UAUAAUGAAGUAAUUAUUCACCAUGUAGUUAGCAUGAUCAAAAGGGGGACUAAAGGCAUUUGGCCGAGGAUGCCCAAACCUGUCUUCAUCAAAGGAUCGGUGGUGGAGUCAACAACCUCAAGUUCCUGGCCGUGCAUAUCGCCGAAGACCUGAUCUGGACGCAGCACAUUUGGGCAGCACGGUGGCUUAGCGGUAGAGCUACUGCCUGAUAAUGCCCAGACCUGGGUUCGAACCUGACCACGGGCGCUGUCUGUAUGGAGUUUGGACGUUCUCCCUACGACCUGCGAGGGUUUUCUCCGAGAUCUUCGGUUUCCUCCCACACACCAAAGACGUACAGGCUUGUAGGUUAAUUGGCUUGGCAUGAAUAUAAACUGUCCCUAGUGUGUGUAGGAUAGUGUUGAUGGCCAGUGCGGACUCAGUGGGCUGAAGGACCUGUUCCCGCGCUGUAUCUCUAAACUAAACUAACAACUGAACAUUGAUGUAAUGAUAAACAAAGCCCAUCAAUGCUUCUAUGUCCUGAGAAGAUUGAAGAGAUUCGGUAUGUCGACGAAUACUGUGUUGAACUUCUACAGAUGUUCAAUAGAGAAGAUGUUGACUCGUGCAUCACUGCCUGAUUCAACAACUCAAAUGCCCAAGAAUGAAAGCGAUUACAAAAAGUGGUGAACACUGUCCAGUCCAUCAGGGGGACUGACCUCCCCACCAUCGAAGGGAUCCAUAAGUCGCUGCCUUAAAAAGAUAGUCAGAUUCAUCAAGGACCCACUCCACUCUGGCCAUUUUACUCCUGCCAUUGGAAAGAAGGCAUAGGAGCCUGAAAACAGUGACAUCCAGGUUCGGGAACAACUUAUUCCCAACAACCAAAGGCACAUGGGAGGAUAAAAGAGCACCCGGAGCAAACCCACAGAGUCACAGGGAGAAAGUACAAACUCCGUACAGGCAGCACCUGUAGUCAGGAUCAAACCCAAAUCCCUGGCCCUGUAAGGCAGCAACUCUACCACUGCGCCACUUGUUAGUCAAGCAGGCCAGGAAUUGAUUAGGUACAUGUAAUAAAAGAUGUAGCAGGAGAUAGCAGAACCAAGUAAGAGGGUCGGACUGAAACACAGACUGGAAUAAAUUGAGUCUAGUGCUGGUUUGCCAAUGUGAACUUAGGAGCAUCAUAUAAAAGGACCCUGAAUUUACUACUCAGUGCAAGCUGCUAGAUCAGCUUGGUCAACUGAUGCCAGCAAUGGGUACUGCUAGGACAAGCUGUAAGUGCUUAUCUGACUGCUAUUCCUUGAAUAAAUAUUAUUGACUACAUCGCUUCUUCAUUUCCCAGUAUCAUUAUUUAACCAUAUAUAACCAUAUAACCAUAUAACAAUUACAGCACGGAAACAGGCCACCUCGGCCCUUCUAGUCCAUGCCGAACACUUAUUCUCCACUAGUCCCAUCUACCUGCACUCAGACCAUAACCCUCCAUUCCUUUCCCAUCCAUAUAACUAUCCAAUUUACUUUUAAAUGAUAAAAUCGAACCUGCCUCCACCACCUCCACUGGAAGCUCAUUCCACACAGCUACCACUCUCUGAGUAAAGAAGUCCCCCCUCAUGUUACCCCUAAACUUCUGUCCCUUAAUUCUCAAGUCAUGUCCUCUUGUUUGAAUCUUCCCUACUCUCAGUGGGAAAAGCUUAUCCACGUCAGAGAAGAUUUAGGUAGAGAAGAUUUGGUAACGCAAGUUACAAAAAUAAUUGAGGCUGGGAAUGAAUAGAAAGAAAAGUCAAUCAAAUACAGGUCAGGAGGGGUGGCCUCAGUCCACUGUGAACUGGAAAACCAUUCCCGUGGGUGGAGAAAGGCAAAGCGUUCAAAACAACGCAACGGUGAUACAGACUGCACAAAGUGUUUGGUCACAAGAGAGGGAACUCAUCAGGGUUGGUAUGUGGCGACAGAUCCUCACUAUUAACCCAAUGUUAAUGAGUGCUAUUUAUGGAAUGUGUUCAGGAAUCUACAAUUUUAAUAUUCAUUGUGUACUGUUGUAGAUGAUGUCCAAUUACAGUUUCUUCGUUCAAUAGCUACAUACCUGUGAAAGAAACUUCAUUCAAUUAUUAAAAAGCUCUUAAUUACAUUUUAAUUAAUUAAAAAUGAAUCGGCAAAUCUCAUGAAUACCUCAGUAUGUCUCGUAUCACAGUGUCGACAGUGGCAUGGCAACUGUAUCCAUGGCAACAACAGUGACUGGCUGUCCAGUGGCAUUGGCUAACACUGGGUACUCCAUCUGAAACAGAAUGGCCAACAUUUAAGUCACUUGAAGACUGAGAAAAGAACAACUGAUGUCUGGUACAACAUGUAAUGAUCUCAAGUUUCUUCAGUUGGAUCUGAUUCCUAUUUUUUUCUCUGGUAGCAUGAAAUGGUCCAAUCCUUCAAGAACAAGUGAUGGCCAAAGGAUAAAGAACAAUGACACUGCGAUGGACAUGACGGCAGAGGAAGGUUCCAGUCCUGUCUCAAUGUUGGCCAAAAAGGUACAAGGAGCCAGUGCAAAGGGUUGGAAAUGUAUGUCCUCGCUCUUCAACAAGGAUGAUGAACACAAGUUACUCCAGACUGAGAACACCACUCCAGUUGAACAUGUCCUUUCAGAACCGGCACCGAAGGAGCCCGAGCCCGAGAAGAAGGCGACCGGCUUCUGGGAUGUCUUUGCCACCAGGUGGAGCCAGGCGUCCGAGACCAAAAAGGCUGCAGACGCGGGCUCCGGGGAGGGAGAGGUCACCAGCGGCACACGCAGCGAGGCCAGCGACACGGACAACUCGUGUGGCUCUAGCCAGUACACCAGCCUGGAGGAGGAGCCCACCGACCCCGUCUUCAAGUGGAACUUUGUAACCAGCAAGUUGGCGGAACUGAAAAAUAAAAGUAUGCAAAAAAACAAUUAGGCAGACAGACAGGUUCCGAUGGCUCUUGCAGACAGACACCAACUGAGGGAUGAAUAGCAAGAACAACUUUAACGAGCCAGCGUUCCAUUAGAUAAAGAUGGUGGCUUAAGAUAACGGGGCUGUGUGAAUAAAACUCGGGAGGUGCUGUUUGAGAUGCUAGUAGAUUAAACUUGAACUUGUUUGUUCCUAUCCUUUCUCCGCUCCUCAAGGCGAGGGAAACCAUCACUGGUGCGACCCAGCAAUGUUACAGAUAUGAAGUGAUCCCAGGCUGCUGUUUCUAACACUCUAUACCAUGAUGUCUUAGAUAAAAUACACCCCCAUCCCCAUCCCCACUCCUUCACCACAUGGCCAACAGGCAAGAACCUCCUCAGUAAUUUCUACUUGGGUUCCUUAGAUCCAAGGUUCCAAACUUUUAGCUUCUAAUCCUUACUGCAACAUUUAAAGAGACGUCCCGUGUUUAAUUUGCUAAUACUGUUGAUAAAUCUACCAGUUCUAACGAGGAUGUCAAAUUUAUGACAAGCCUUGAGCAACCAAUAGACAGGAACUUUGAAAACCAAUGCCAUAGUCCUGUAGUUUCACUGAGGGAGAAGGCAGGAGGAUGGGGUUGAGGGGGGAAGAUAGAUCAGCCAUGAUUGAAUGGUGAAGUAGACUCAAUGGGCUGAAUGGCCUAAUUUUGCUCCUAUAACUUAUCAACAUGAAAAUUAUUCCCAUUAUUUUAAGCAGGUUUGAAAGCAGGAUUGGGAAUGGAGAUUGGGGCGUCAUCAGGGAUAAAUCCUAUUUAUUUAGAAGAUUGAACGUUCCAUGGUGCUUCAAGGAAGGAUGAUCACAAAUAAUUUGCAGCUAGUGACAGAAAGUCCCAUGUCAGACUAGGCGAUCUAUGAGUUGGAGUAGAGAGUCAUGAAGGAAAUGUGUGAACAUGACCUCAAAUAGUGGACAGAUCAAAAUUAGACAGAGGUGAGAGGGUAAAGAUGAAAGAAGAUAAAACUGAGAUGACCAAGAUAGGACAGGGUCACUGUGGUCUGAGGUUGUUGGCUGGGAUGGUCUUGAGAACAUUGGGCUGUAGGAAUGGAUUAUGGAUUACGAUGGUCUUGAUGAAGCUUUGUUGCGGCCAGUAGGUCAGGGACAGGGACUAGGGUUGUCUCCAAGUAUUGAGUCAUGGGGUUGAAGCAACCAGGUAUAGCUAUGUACAGAAUAAUGGCCACACAACUAACACUUUAAACCCUGUGUGUUGAUGUGGUUCCGUGCAUUCAUUUACAAAUCCGACUGGGGGAAUAAAAUAUUGAAUAAUUUCAGCAGGACAGUUCUGUGCCUCCUUUACACCCUUUGUCAACAUUUUGGGAAAAAAUUAAUGAAGUUUAAUUCUUUGCUAUCUUCUAAUAGAGUGAAAUAUGUGAGAUAGGCCCAUCAAAGGAAUCAGCAUGAGCAGUGGCAUAGCAAGCUGCAAUAACCAUCUGGCCCAUGCCGACAGGGUGGAAGUCUCCCUUCUCUUACAACUGUUGGGCAUGGAGGGUUGGAAGCAGAAUAUCAAUGCAAUCGGUAUGUGUUUAGUGAGGGUCAGAGACACUAAGUUGUAAGAUCAGCCAUGAACUAAAUAAGUAGCAGAGAGACAGAAUGGCUGUUGUUUCUUGUGUUCCUGAAGGCACUUAUAAUUGGGGUGACCUCCCCAUGAUUCAAUGCCUUCAAACGCUUCUCCUCCACCUUUCGUUCAUGACUUUCACACCAAAGAGACCAUUCCCUGAUCUGUCAAUCUGAGAUUGGAGCCAGAUACCUGGGAACCCUUGUGGGACAUGUCUUAGGUUCUGCCCCCCCCCCGUGAUGUUCUAGGUCACACCAGCGCACACUCCUUACACCAACACACAAUCCAUAAGGAUUCUCCGGCAAUCCUGACAUAGUCCCUCCAUUCACAUUCCUCAACAUUAUAAUGAUGUUUCUUGUGCACCAGAAAAUAAGGAGUGUUUGCCAGCAUGUGGAGUGGGAACAUGAGACGGAGAUUGGAGCCGCGGAUAAAACAUUGACUUGCUUUCCGUGGUGUCACAGCUGCAUUGAUUGCGAGUAUUACUUGUAUAUUCCGUUUGGUUUGCAGAACCUUGCACCCAGGCUGGGCUUACUGCUUUGUAUCAUUUGCAUGAUUUCUUUAUUUUGUCAAAGUGGCCACUUGCUGCGUAAUGAAAGUGAAUUUGCAUAAACUGAAUGUAAACCUGCUUCUGAUUUCCUCAGUGCCAGCCAAGCUUGUCGGCUGUAUUAAUGUAAAAUACCAUAAAGUUACACCUUUUCAGGCUUC
Messenger RNA from Leucoraja erinaceus (little skate), 5169 nucleotides. RefSeq lists its product as uncharacterized. Gene Ontology annotation, biological process: spermatogenesis. The transcript has 5 exons. The record is from RefSeq and is a predicted model, not a curated record. Bases 2295 to 2888 code for a protein of 197 amino acids. Lineage: Eukaryota; Metazoa; Chordata; Chondrichthyes; Rajiformes; Rajidae.